CAAAUGUGCCUAACUUUCUCUUUCAUGUACUUGGCUUGCAUUUCUGUAUAUUAUUUAUAAAAGCUCUUGAAGGACAAUAAAUCAAACAAGAAGAAAUUCAGUCUAUGACAUUCUGCGAAUCUCCUUCCUUCCUUCUCUCUUUUUCUCUAUACCAUUAUAUUCUCUGACCAUUUAUUGCUAUUUUAAUGGCUUCUUUUAAUUGUUUCUGUUUUAUUUUGGCUUUGUUUUUAUUGCAGUAUGCACCAUGUUUAGUUACAAGUCGUUCUAUUUUCAGGUACAGGCUCAACUCUGUUAAUGCUACUGGCUCAAACAACUCCACCAAGCACCACCAAAAAUGGGUUGGACCCGUCGGCCACCGUGUCAUCACCGUCGAUGUUAAUGGGUACGGCGAGUUUCGGUCUGUCCAAGCUGCCGUUGAUUCUGUUCCGGAGAAUAAUACAGAAAAUGUGAUGUUAUUAAUUAGCGCUGGCUAUUACAUAGAGAAGGUGGUGGUGCCGGUGACAAAACCAUACAUAACGUUUCAAGGAGAAGGAAGAGACGUGACCUUCAUCGAAUGGCAUGAUAGAGCAAGCGAUCCUGGUCCCAAUGGACAGCAGCUACGUACUUACAGAACAGCUUCUGUUACUGUUUUUGCCAGUUAUUUCUCUGCUAGAAACAUCAGCUUCAAGAAUACAGCACCGGCACCAAUGCCCGGAAUGCAAGGGUGGCAAGCGGCGGCCUUUAGAAUAUCCGGUGAUAAGGCCUACUUCUCAGGCUGUGGAUUCUACGGUGCACAAGACACUCUCUGUGAUGAUGCUGGCAGACAUUACUUCAAGGAAUGCUAUAUUGAAGGCUCUAUUGACUUCAUUUUUGGAAAUGGCCGCUCCAUGUACAAAAACUGCGAGCUACAUUCAAUAGCUACUAGAUUUGGAUCCAUUGCGGCCCAAGAUAGAAACUCUCCAGAUGAGAAAACAGGCUUUGCUUUUCUUGGCUGUAGAGUAACGGGAACUGGCCCAUUGUAUGUGGGCCGGGCUAUGGGCCAGUACUCAAGGAUAGUAUAUUCUUACACUUACUUUGAUGACCUGGUUGCACACGGUGGCUGGGAUGAUUGGGACCACGUCAGCAACAAAAACAAGACCGCGUUUUUUGGAGUGUACAGAUGCUACGGGCCAGGAGCCGCAAAAGUGAGAGGUGUUUCAUGGGCAAGAGAGUUGGAUUUUGAAUCAGCCCACAAGUUCCUAGCAAAGAGCUUUGUAAAUGGGAGGCACUGGAUCGCACCCUCUGAUGCUUAGCCACACGAUUUUAGCAAUUUUCUUUUUGAGCAUUCAUUCAUAUAUAUGUAUAAUAAAUAUAUUCUUUUUACAGAUUUCAUUCAUUGAUUCAAUUGCAAUAAAGCUUCUUGUUUCAAUAAUUUUCUUUCA
Messenger RNA from Jatropha curcas, 1400 nucleotides. RefSeq names its product Pectin lyase-like superfamily protein (gene PME5). Lineage: Eukaryota; Viridiplantae; Streptophyta; Magnoliopsida; Malpighiales; Euphorbiaceae. Gene Ontology annotation, biological process: cell wall modification; pectin catabolic process. Gene Ontology annotation, molecular function: pectinesterase activity. The record is from RefSeq and is a predicted model, not a curated record.